AUGAAGGUGCCAUUUGCUACAUUAAACCAAAAGAAACAUUUGCGGCAUAUUGUGCUUUAUUGCUUUAAAAAAGGUGAUAGUGCAAAUAAUAUUGCAGACGAGAUUUGUACUAUUUACGAGAGUGGUGCUACAACUAUUACGAUUAUUCGUAAUUGGUUUAAAAGAUUUAGAACUGACAAUUUUGACUUGAAAGAUGAAGAUCGCAGCGGCCACCCAGCAAUGAUGAAUAUAGACUUCAUUAAGGCCAUAUUCGCUGAAAAUCCGCGAUAUAAUGUGCAAAAAAUAGUGGAUGCUAUUAAUAUUUCUAGAAAAACAAUAGAUAAUCAUAAUCAGCUGACUAAAAUGGGAUAUAUCAAUCAAUGUGAAAUUUAG
Apis dorsata (giant honeybee) is the source of this 372-nucleotide messenger RNA. RefSeq names its product histone-lysine N-methyltransferase SETMAR-like. The transcript has 2 exons. The coding region runs from base 1 to 372 and encodes 123 amino acids. NCBI's taxonomy places the organism in Eukaryota, Metazoa, Arthropoda, Insecta, Hymenoptera, Apidae. The record is from RefSeq and is a predicted model, not a curated record.